Messenger RNA from Girardinichthys multiradiatus, 3871 nucleotides. RefSeq names its product protein kinase C and casein kinase substrate in neurons protein 3-like. Gene Ontology annotation, cellular component: cytoplasm; endosome; plasma membrane. Gene Ontology annotation, molecular function: protein binding; phospholipid binding. Gene Ontology annotation, biological process: cytoskeleton organization; plasma membrane tubulation; regulation of endocytosis. Lineage: Eukaryota; Metazoa; Chordata; Actinopteri; Cyprinodontiformes; Goodeidae. The coding region runs from base 347 to 1513 and encodes 388 amino acids. The transcript is spliced from 10 exons. The record is from RefSeq and is a predicted model, not a curated record.
ACGAGGCUCCUAUUUCUGCUCCCCGUCUAUUUGUUGCUAUAUAUUUCCUGCAUGCAACGUGUGUGUGUGUGUGUUGAGUUAUGUGUGACAGAUGAAAUGAGGACAGAGGGAGGAGGGAGUGUGUGAGCCAGGAUUCAAGAGGUGGAAGAGUGUGCUUGGCUGGAAGCUCUGUAUGAACUCUGACAACACCACAGAACUCCAGAUCCAGUCGGUUCUUCUAAGUGUAAACUGUUAGACGCAAAUUUCUGAAUUCAUAAUGGACUUCUGAAAAAAAAAGAAACAGUAGGGGAUCAUUUCCUCAUCGGGGCAUGCAAAAAGUGAGGAUCAAAAAGGCAGGGAGAACAGGAUGUCGACGUCGUCAUCAGAAAACAAUCCUGAGGAUGUCAACCAUCGCAGCUUCUGGAUGCCUGGGAACUAUCAUCGCACCGUGAAACGCACAGAAGAUGCCUUCCAGGCCUGUAACGACAUCGUGGCGUGUUUCCAGGAGAGAGCCCGCUUGGAGAGGCAGUAUGCUCAGCAGCUCAAUGAAUGGAGCAACAAGUGGAAACCAGUAGUGGACUCCAGUCCUCUGUAUGGGUCUCUUUUAAAAGCUUGGCAGUGUUUUUUGUCCUCCGCUGACCGGCUGGCCUCUUUACACGCCUCCAUCUGUCGCUCCCUGGUGUCGGAAGACGCAGACCGAGUCAGGACCUGGCAGAAGGACACCUUUCACAAGAAGGUAUUUGGAGGCUUCAAGGAGUCCCAGGACAUUGAGACGGGGUUUACACGGGCUCAGAAGCCAUGGGCAAAACGGCUUAAAAAGUUGGACAAAGCUAGAAGGGCGUACCAUAAGGUGAGCCGUAAGGAGCAUGGUGCUAAGGAGAGAGACUUUCAUGCUCAGGGAAACCCAGAUGUUUCUAUUGACAAACAGAAAAAGAUCCAGGAGGAGAGAGAACUGGCUCAGCAAGAGGCUGAGAAGGUCCGUGCUCGCUAUGAGAAGGUCCUGGAGGAGGUGAACCGCUACGUUCCUCGCUACAUGGAGGAGAUGGAGUCCAUUUUCGACCAAUCCCAGGAUGAAGAGCGAAGGAGAAUUCUGUUUCUCAAAGAGGCCUUCCUCUCCAUCCACACACACCUGGACGUCACCAACAACGAGAGUGUGAGGGCCGUGUACAAUGAGCUACACAACACCCUGAUGGGCAUCGAUGAGCAAGAAGACCUUCGCUGGUGGAAAAACACUCUUGGACCCGGCAUGCCGACUGACUGGCCUCACUUCCAGGAUUAUUCACCUGAAAAGAAAACCAAAAAGGGGAAGAAGGAGGUGGAAAAGAAAGAAACGAUAGAAAAGAGUGUGAUGAUUGGAGGAGUGAGAGUGAGAGCUCUCUAUGACUAUGUCGGUCAGGAGACAGACGAGCUCUCCUUUAAAGCAGGUGAGGAGUUUCUGAAGAUAGAGGAUGAGGAUGACCAGGGCUGGUGUCGGGGGAAGAAGGACGAAGGCUGGGAGGGGCUUUAUCCUGCCAACUAUGUUGAAGUGGUAUAGUUGCCACAGUCAGAACGGAUAUAGAAAAAACAUCCUGGUGCUGCAUUAGGUUCUCCUCUUUGCAGCCUGGUUCUGAUCUGAAAAUCAGUGCUUUCAGAAUUUACACCGAGAUGUUUGUCAUAAAUGAAAGCAUGGUUCUACUUUGAGCUGUUUUAAAAAUACAGAUUUGUAACGCCUGAAGUAUUUUACUGAAUGUGUUAAGAUAAAAGCACGCAAGUCAUUUAUGUAACGAUAACAUAUGCUUGAGUAUAAAGUCACCCUAACAAAGUUGGUACUGAAGAUACGGUACAGAACCGAGAUUUGUUUUUAUUUUAGCCUUCUUUUUAAAAUGUUAUCACAAUGCUUUUAAGAACUUGCUGCAUUAAGUAUGGAAAACAAGCAGUGUGGUUUAAAUUAAUCUCAAGCAGUUUUACUGACAAAGUCACAGCAUCAGCCCACAUCCUUCUGACCUUGAAUAUGUCUUAAUUUGUGACUUUUUGAUACUAAAAGUGCAUUUCACCUCCACUUUUUCACUUCACUACUUGAAAGGGAGCAAUCACAUAACCCAGAAUCAAUUAUUGCAGCUAUUCCCUUUUUAUCGAGCUUUAUAUGAGCUUUCUGAUUACUUUAUUUCUUUAUAAUAUCUUCAGGACAUCCAGAAUACGUAAAUCUGCUCUUACACAUGCAGUCAGGGCCAUGAGUUUUGGCAUUGACACAAACGUUGCAUUUUUACAAUAAACUGAAGAAUUAUCACAAACAUUUAAAUGUUUCCAAAGGCUUUUAGAUGUUAAUACAGUACAUUUAUGCAAAGAUGCAGUACAUAAAGUGUUCAGCCUUCUUCUGUAUACCUGCUGUUAUUCUCUCUGACUUGCUAAAUAGCAACUUCUGGGCUAAUUCUUGACUGAUAGUCCCCCAUUCUGGUCUUCUCAGCACUUGGUCUUCUGUUUCUCCACCUGCCGCUUGAGAGCUAUCCACGUGUUCCAAGAGGGGUUAAGAUCUGGCUGACUUUAGAUCCAAAAUUUAAAUUUUCUGAGCUUUGAGCCGUUUUAUCAAUUUCCCUUGCAACACCCUCGCACUUCCUGCAAAAUUUCACUCUGUAAUUGAUGGUUUUCUUAGACAGAAGGGGCUUCUUUGUUGCAGACUGCAGUCCAUGCAGAUGCACCCUCAACCACCUUUUGACAAUGAUGAGCAAGCUCUGCACUGGAGACAACAAACACCAUUCUAGAGUUUCCUGGACCUUUUGGAUGCCUUUAAGCCUUUUUCUCUUAAAAGGAGCUGCUGCCUGAUCAUAAUAAUGAGCUGGAAAACUGAACUGAAGCUCUGAAAGUUCAGCGUUGGCUCAGUUAAUGGCAUGUUACUGGUCCCAUCAGUGGCCCACACUGAACACCAGAACUGCUCCAACCAUCAGGCUGGAUCUGAUCAACCAUGCCAGCUGAUCUUUAUGAAUAGGAGGCAGAAUGUGAAGCCUGCUGUCUGCAAAGAUGUGGCACUCGUUAAUCUGUAUUUAUAGGUGAAACUAUAUUAUUAUUAUUAUUAUUAUUAUUAUUAUUAUAAUUAUUAUUAUAAUAUUGCAUCAGAUUAACAACCAUGUUUUUUUUGUCUGUUCCUUCAACAUGAAACAUCUUUUUCAGCUUUUUCUAUCUUUCUAUUUUCAAAUUUAACAAUAUUUACCAAAGUUAGGAAACAGCCCAGAAAAUGCUUUCUUGGCCUUGCUUACCCCCUCUCUAAUAUCCUAUAUUCACGAACUUUAUCUUUGUUUGUCAUGUGAAAACUAUGCAUUUGCAAUCUUGGUGUCUUUUGGAAAUAAACUCUUAAAACGGCUGCAUUUAUGUUGAGUAGAAGUGUGUGUGGCAGAGUGCGUUUGUGAAUCACAGCGUUGUUUCCCUCAGGAUCCUCUGAGCUCUACCUGUGGUUGUCACAAAUACACAUAUUGAGACGUUCACACAGCUGCCGACAGGGAGCCAAAAUGACCACCAACCGAGCAACCCGCCAGCGUUCGUGUUUCAAUUCAAUUCAAUUCAAAGAUACUUUAUUGAUCCCCGAGGGGAAAUUAGGGUAAGCCAAAGUGUUGACAUGAAUUCAAGGAGAAGAAAGAAGCGGAGGAACGCUUGUUGUUUAAGAAACAGAGAUAAUAAUUUCCCCCUGGAAGGAAUUUUUACACUUGAUGACAGUCUUGUUGCUCAUUGCAGACAGUUCGAUUAAAACUACGAUUGAACACUGAAGAAGAGUAGCACCGACUGGAGAAAAUAUACUUUAAAAACAUUUUCAAGCACUAGACUGUGUGUAAAAUAAAAUCAAGCAAAAUCUGUAAAAUUCUUUUUAAAAAUGUUACAAUGAAAUAAAGUUGGUUCUUGGAAAGGACAGGCCUCAGUAAACUGA